Messenger RNA from Nematocida homosporus, 1008 nucleotides. RefSeq names its product fructose-bisphosphate aldolase, class I. The transcript has a single exon. The record is from RefSeq and is a predicted model, not a curated record. Gene Ontology annotation, molecular function: fructose-bisphosphate aldolase activity. Bases 1 to 1008 code for a protein of 335 amino acids. Lineage: Eukaryota; Fungi; Microsporidia. Gene Ontology annotation, biological process: glycolytic process; fructose 1,6-bisphosphate metabolic process. Gene Ontology annotation, cellular component: cytosol.
AUGGAAGACAAACAGGAGCUGGAAAAGAUAGCUAAUGGUUUAGUGGAAGGAAAUAAGGGAAUAUUAGCGAUAGAUGAAAGUCCUAAGUCAAUGGAAAAGAAGUUUGGUAGUGUGGGCAUUCCUAACACAGAAGAGAAUAGGCGAAGAUAUCGAGAAGUGUUACUAACUGCUCCAGCUGGGAUAGAACAAUACUUGGGCGGUGUGAUUUUGAAUGAGGAGACUUUUCCUCAGAAAGAUAGCCAGGGAAAGGCCUUUGUAACGACUUUACGUGAAAAGGGUAUCUUUGUUGGAGUUAAGUUAGAUAAAGGAUUGUUGCCUUUAGGAGAAGGAAUGACUGAGCAGAUAAGUACGGGACUAGAUGAUUUAAGUGUGCGCUGCCAAAAGUACCGAGAAGGAGGAGCAUCUUUUGCUAAGUGGCGCUCAGUCUUCUCAAUUAGUAAGAGUAUGCCAUCUGAGGAAUGUAUUUACAAGAACUGUGACAUUCUUUCAGAAUACGCACUGAUUUGUCAGAAGAACCGUUUGGUCCCAGUCGUGGAACCAGAAGUCCUUUUUGAUGGUACGCAUACGGGCGAAGAAUGUGAAAUUACCAGUGCAUCCGUGAUUUCUUGUUUAAUCUACCACUUUAAUCGAAAAGGUGUGCACAUUCCGGGUCUAUUGUUAAAACUAGGCUUUGUCACCUCGGGAUCCAAAAAUGAACGAUUGAGUCUAGAAGAAGUUGCUUCUGGCACAAUUCGGGCCUUUAUGUGGUCUAUUCCUCCUAGUGUACCAGGAGUAGUCUUCCUAAGUGGCGGCCAUCCAGAAGAUGUCUCAGUUGAGUACUUAAAGGAAGUUAAUAUGAAGAAGCGAGCAUGGGGCAGUCCCUGGGUAAUUUCCUACUCAUUCGGACGGGCCCUCCAAGAUAGUGUACUCCACAAAUGGGGCAAUAAGGACGAGAACAAAGCCGAUGCCCAACAACUCCUAUUGGAAAGAGCCCGCAUCUGUUCCCAAGCCAUAGCUAGUGAUCAAUAA